Molecule: messenger RNA, 3280 nt
Organism: Oncorhynchus kisutch (coho salmon)
Lineage: Eukaryota; Metazoa; Chordata; Actinopteri; Salmoniformes; Salmonidae
Product: zinc finger protein 131-like
Exons: 9
Coding region: 384-2117 (577 amino acids)
Biological process (GO): regulation of transcription by RNA polymerase II
Cellular component (GO): nucleus
Molecular function (GO): DNA-binding transcription factor activity, RNA polymerase II-specific; protein binding
Source: RefSeq, a predicted model, not a curated record
AUAGCCAGAGUAGAGCUAGAGGCCUUCCGCUGUAACUAAGCUAUUUAGCUAGCGUUUGAGAGUAUCAAAUCCGUGAUGUAUCAUGGGUAAAUUAACUGACGAACUAACCUACAAAUAAUAUUGAGUAGUUAUUUACGAACCAAGGUGAUUUGUAGAUCUGCCUCGCCUUUUAAAGUAUACUGCAAUGUCGAUAGCGCCCACCGUCUUCCAUUGCCAUUGGCCAAUUUAAUACGAUUAUCUUUGCUGUCAAACGCAUGAUUGGCUGAAUUCGACCUCUUUCCUUUGCAUUGAUACUAUUAUAUUGGAUAAUACAUGAGAUUGACGCGUUUACCACCAUGAAGUUUCGGGAAUCCUUGGGACGUGGUUAGGUGAGGGGCUGAGCCAUGGCAGACGAGGUGGAUUGUGGCAGUGAGUUCCCAGCCCUCUAUAAAGUCAUGCUGGACAAACUGAACGAACAGAGACAGUUGGACCAGUUCACAGACAUCACUCUCAUAGUGGAUGGGCACCAGUUCAGGGCUCAUAAGGCAGUGUUGGCAGCAUGCAGUCAGUUUUUCCACAAGUUCUUCCAGGACUUCACACAAGAGCCACUAGUGGAGAUUGAAGGAGUGAGUAACUCAGCCUUCCGCCAGCUGAUGGAGUUUACGUACACGGCUACACUUGCCGUCAAUGGGCCAGAGGAGGUCAAUGACGUGUGGAAGGCAGCAGAGUACCUCCAGAUGCAGGAGGCCAUCAAGGCCCUCACCAUCAGGAUGAGUGAUGGCACUCCCGUCAGUCCGGCCCAGGACCAGGCCCUGGCGGCGGGGAAGAGCGAGAGCAAAAAGAGGAAGCCAGUGGAGACUUUUAGCGGGAUCGCGGAGACUCUUCCGUCAGUGGUGGGGGAGCAGGUGGAGAUUGAGGUGGAGAUCGGGGAGGGGGCCAUCGAGGUGGAGGAGACUGCUAUGGAGGAGGAGGUGGUGGAUGCUGCUCGGAACGCCCAGGCUGCCUCAGACGACUCGGCCCUGGCACUGCUCGCUGACAUCACCAGCAAGUACCAGCAGAGGGGGCCAAUGCUGCACGUGCUGAAGAAGGAAGGACUGGAGGAGGUGAACGAAGCACUCGGCCUCUCUAAUGCGCAUGAUAUCCAGGAGGUGGUGUCUCAGGAGGAGACAGUGACAGCUCCCAAGACUCUUGAGGGCCUGGAGGUGGUCGAGGUCCAGAUCUCUCAGCUGGACAAGAUGUUCCGCUGCAACAAAUGUGACCGCAGCUUCCGCCUCUACUACCACCUCAAACAGCACAUGCGUGCGCACGUGGCUGCCCUGGACAAGCCGCAUGUGUGUUGCCACUGCGGUAAGGCGUACAUGCGGGAGGCGGCGCUGAAGCAGCACCUGAACACGUUACAUUACGAGGCAGAGGAGCUGUCGCGCAGCCAGUCCCAGAAGAAGAAGAUGCACCUGUGUGAUUACUGUGACAAGCAGUUUGACCACUUUGGACACUUCAAGGAGCACUUACGUAAACACACCGGUGAGAAGCCGUUUGAGUGUCCAGACUGCCAUGAGCGCUUUGCCAGGAACAGCACAUUGAAAUGUCACAUGGCUGCCUGUCAAAACGGCGUCGGGGCCAAGAAGGGACGCAAAAAAGUCUACGAAUGUCAGGUGUGCAGCAGUGUGUUCAACAGCUGGGACCUUUUUAAAGACCACCUGACGACCCACACAGGAGAGAAGCCCAACCACUGCACCAUGUGUGACAUCUGGUUCACCCAGCCCCACGACCUGCGACGACACCUCCGCGAACUGCACAGUGUCACAGACGACACGCUAAUGACCCAGGAACUGGACAUCGGUGCCAUGGCAACGCAAGAGGAAGUGGCCGGGGAGGAGGACGAGGAGGGAGACGAGAGAGAGACCCUCUUACUGGAGGAUGGGAUGAGGGUGGAGCAUGUUACCGUGGAGCCCGUAGACGUGGUAGUCAUGGAGGAAACGGACAUGGUGGUGGAAGAGGUGACGGAGAUGUGUGAGGAGGACGUGCAGAGACUGAAGGAGGCAGGAGUGGAGAUCCGGGUGGUGCAGGUGUCAGCGGCGGGGCAGGUGAACUCUGAGAUUCAGGUGGAGGAGGAAUCACAACAGACUGUGGAUGUAUGAAGCAGGAGCGGAGCUCCAUCUAAAAUUGUACCCUGUUACCCAUAAAUACAGUACCUUGGCUUUGACCAGAAGUAGUGCACUGUAUGAGGAAAAUAGUUUUAUUUGAGAUGUGCCUACUGGUUAUGGUCAAACUGGAAAAGCUCCACCUCCUCACCCUGUUGACUAAUAGGGUAACGGACAGAGACAAGUAUUUGAAGUUGCUCACAUUUUUAGAUCAUUUUUUUUUAGAACCUGCUGUCAGCAUGUUUCUGUCUUCUCUCUGUGUGUCUGUGGCAGAGAUAUACCUGCUGAAUGCACUUACACUGACCCUGUUCAAGGUUUUGUCACAGACCGAUCAAAAGCUUUCUUUCUUUUUUGCUUUCUAUGUUUUUUUAAAAACAUUUUAGCAUGUACAUUUGAGAUUAUCAAAAUUAAUUUGCCAAGACGGUAUGCGAUCCGUGAAGGUCCCUACUCCGUUGAAUGGUUUCACUAGCAGACGCCAGUUAUUGAUUGGAAUGCACAGUCUGUUUCACUGUCAUACAGCUGCAGACAUAUUAAGGACUGCUGUUGCCCAGUUGGAAUCCAUCUGAAGCACAGAUCUGUUGAUAAAUCGUUCAGCACUUGACUAAAGAGCAUGUUUUUGAUGGUGUGCAUGUCCUAACUGAUGGGGGGGGGGGGGGGGGGAUGCUUUAAUAUUUGAAUAAAAAGAUAAUGGCUGUUAGUGUACGUAUGUUUUCUGCCCACCAAUUCCCCUGCUCGUCUACCUCUUUCCUGUUCUGCCUGCAGCACAGCCCUGUACCCACAAGACAUUGGGGUUUAUGCACGACACUGUUAUGAGUUACGCUGUUAAGAACCAGAAGUGAGAAAGUAUUAAAAGCUAACAUGUUAUUUUUAUUUGAACAAAUGUUCAUAUAAUUGCAUUGUUUUCUUUGUCCAGAUCAAUUAAGAGGGAGUGGCGUAAUCAAUACACAUUGAAUCCUCAAAACGUGUUCACACUUUGCAAUUACAUUUUUUUUUUUACAAUGCUUUCGAAUGUGUCAGACGGAGACGUGGAAGUUUAGGUUACUAGUCAUCAAGAAUGAACAAAAACCUGCUGGGACUAAAUGCUAUUUAAAAAUGUUUUAUAUAUGCUUGUGAAUAAAAGGUUGACUUAAACCACAUUGGUUCUGACUGUCAACCACUGU